Molecule: messenger RNA, 267 nt
Organism: Rotaria socialis
Lineage: Eukaryota; Metazoa; Rotifera; Eurotatoria; Philodinida; Philodinidae
Source: the annotation of a GenBank genome assembly
AUGAAUUCGUUCUAUUCCGUCACCUGGUGGCCCCUAAUAACUGACUAUUCUAGACACAUAACAGCUAUAGCCUUACCAAAUUGUACUGCACAAACAACAGCUGAAGCUUUAUUUAAUGAGCAUUUCUGUAAAUAUGGUAUUCCUGUUACAAUUAUAAGUGAUGAUCGAUUACAUUUCAAUAAUCAAUUAACAAAAAAUAUACGUCACUUUGUUGGAUAUGAUUAUAUUUUCUUCACAUCACAUUAUCCUCAAACGAACGAUUGGUAA